Messenger RNA from Echinops telfairi (small Madagascar hedgehog), 1310 nucleotides. RefSeq names its product colorectal cancer associated 2 (gene POU2AF3). The coding region runs from base 308 to 994 and encodes 228 amino acids. The record is from RefSeq and is a predicted model, not a curated record. NCBI's taxonomy places the organism in Eukaryota, Metazoa, Chordata, Mammalia, Afrosoricida, Tenrecidae. The transcript has 4 exons. Gene Ontology annotation, cellular component: cytoplasm.
GGGGAAAAAAAGAAACUUUUCUAAAACAUAGUAUAGCGGAGGAUAAGGAGUUUAAAUUUUUCCCAACCACUGGGGAGCGCAUAGACAGGUUCCUGCCCACUGAUGACAAUGUCAUUUCGAGACAGCAUUUUCUAUUUAGAUGGAUGGUAGAGAAUAAGAAGCUGUGGACAUAGCUAUUCAGAAUACAGUCGGGUCAGCAAUGGUUGCCUUUGGGGCAAAAAGCAAAACAAAACAAUUCUCGAGGUUAAACCACCAGAUGAAGAUUUUUGAGGAAAAUGAUUGUCUCCCUGUCAGAGAGUGAAGGAUUAUGUCACGUGAGUCUCGUCUAAGUUUAAAGCUGUCCGGGAGCAGCAGUGCCCAGCUCGCAGACCCAGCCGUACCAUCUUCUGCAGGACUGUUUUUUGAGCCUGAACCAAUUCCUUCCACACCCAGUUAUUUUCAACCCCGAGAGUUUUCCAGUUGUAUUUCCUGCGAAGACAACCCCAGCUGCAUCGACCAGAUCUUUGAUUCCUACCUUCAGAUGGAGACACCCCUGGACCCUUCACUCAAUUCCGUGCAAAGCACGUCACAUUAUUUCCCAGACAGCUCCCAGGCUGCCCCUUUCUGCUUCAACCAGAGCCUGACCCCAGGAUCGCCUUCAGAUUCCUCCACGCUCUCUGGCUCCCUGGACUACAGUUACUCGCCGGCUCAGCUCCCUUCCUACGCUCCAGAGAAUUACGCGUCUCCCCUGGCUCUGGACACUCGGAAUUGUGGGUAUCCCUCAGAAGACUACUCCUGCCAUCACUUGCCCUCACACACCCAGUACAACUGCUUCUCGUCGGUCCCCGCCCCCAUCUGUUACUGCGCAUCUUGUGAGACAGAGCACUUGGACAGCAUCCGGGCCUCUGAGUACUUUUCCUAUCCCAACACAGACUGUGUGGACUUUGCUUCCUCCACAGCAGCAGCCAGUGAGUUCUACAAAAGGGAAACAAACUGUGACGUCGGCUAUAGUUGAUAGAGACAAACGAACGACAGCCGAGUGGAAAAGGCCUGGCAUUUUCACCCCCUUUUUCUACCACACCCAAGGGAAGCCUUGAAAUAUAUAGUCCAUUAACAGACCAUCACAAGGGCAGUUGACAUGCCACCGUUUCCAAUGUCCUGACCCUGAGUCAGCACAGGUCCAGGGUCCUCAGAUCCCUCCACACUGCCACGCCUAUUUGUCGCUUCCAGGGCAAUAUAGGGAACUUCCUAUGGUUUUACUUUGCUCUGUAAUGAACAAAUCUCGCUCUCUUCUUCUUUUUUUUACUAAUAAAUAGUUUUGGGUUUCUAAA